Meira miltonrushii is the source of this 2127-nucleotide messenger RNA. RefSeq lists its product as uncharacterized. The record is from RefSeq and is a predicted model, not a curated record. The transcript has a single exon. Lineage: Eukaryota; Fungi; Basidiomycota; Exobasidiomycetes; Exobasidiales; Brachybasidiaceae. Bases 237 to 2054 code for a protein of 605 amino acids.
AUUAAAACAUGUCAGUCAACUUGUCAUCCUUCACACACGUCACUCAUCUCAAUCACCACGUCAACAGACCAGAUGGCUUAGCAGGAGGAAGUUAAACUUUAGGAUUGACUUCUGAUUAGAGUGAACAAACGAGCUGUUGGAUAAGGAGUAAUCCAAGAAUAUCACAAAGAGAGGAGAGGGAAACGCAAAGGAGACGAAUAAAAGUGUUUCAAAUACGAUCACUAUAGGAGCUCAAAAUGGCACCUAUUCUAGGCGGCAGAAGGGGAUCAAAUGCAGCAGGAACGGCAUCUGCUGCAGCAGCCGCAGCAGCAGCUGCUGCAAAUAAUCCAGCAUCAUCUUCUUCAUCGUCAGGACAUGGAGGAACUGCUGGCAGUUCAUCUGGAUCUAGUAAUGCAGCCGCAGUCUCUUCUGUACCGCCACUGCCUGCGAAUAAAACGUCAACGAUUCGUGGCUAUUAUGCUUCAGCUCAAGGAGGGAGUAGCUCAGGAUCACAAAUGCCCUCCUCGGCAACGGCAAUCGCUCCUGUCCAUCCUCCAUCUUCUUACGGAACGGGAGGUAUGCCAUAUUCUCCACCGAACCGAAAUGGCGCAUCUACGCAGAACAAAUUCAUGGCAAAAACCUCUACGGCUCCAAAUACCUCCUCAUCACCACAUUCGCACACAAAUAGUAUACCUAUGCCGACAGAUUCGGCAAUACAAGGAUCCGGUUACAAGUCUAUAGACAGCAGUUCGAUAGGGGAUACCAGCCUUUCGCCUAACGCAUCUCCUAGUGCCACUUCAGUACCAUCUUUUCCGACUUCGGCUCAAUCUUCAGUAACCUACUUUGCACAUGGCAAUCAUAGUGGAAUGCUAGAUCAGCAAAGCAUGAACUCCAACUUUACAACCAAUACAUCCUCUUCCUACCUUACGCCCAAUCAUGCCAUCAAUUCGGCCUUGUCUAGCUCACUCUCAGACACACCCUUGCGAGAAGCAUUUGCACGCAGGAUACGAUCGCUAGCAUACAUCAAGAGGACUCUUUCGGCAAAUCAACGAGAUCGCUACAAUCCAUCAGCCAAUCAAGCAUGGCUAGAUAUAGUUCGAAUCUCACGACAAGAUCUUGAUUCGAUUUACGAUAGCGAACCGAUGCGAAGACGAGCACAUCGAUAUUAUCUCUUGGGCUGUUCGCUAGCAUCAACGGUUGAACUAAUAUCUGUUGGAGAGUUUGCAAGGGCCGUCUUGGCGGUGAUCAAUGAGGUAGAAAUGACAGCUGAUGCGGGAGAUAAAGACAAAACAAAGAUGCGAAACUUUUUCAAAUCUUCCAUUCGAGGUGGAACGGCACGCAAGAGUGCAGGAUCUGUUGGAUUAGCUGAAUUUUCCAGUACCUAUGACGGUGUCAGUGUUGGUGGGCCUUCCUUAUCGUCUCUUGGUCCUUCAGGAGUGGAGCUAAUAGGAACGCACAUUCCCUUCCAACUGGACUUCUUACAGACAACGAUCACAUUUUGCGAUAUUCUGAUGGAAAUAUAUUGCAAGUUUACAUACUUUCUGAACAGUUCUGCCGGGGGAAUGCCUCAAGGAAGCAUGAGAGACAUCGAAGGACUACCAACAAGCGGAAUGAAUACGCAUGAGAACUUUCUCUCACCUACUGGCGCUCCUAUCGCUGCUUCCUCGAUGGAUGCGAUGCAAAAAGUAGACGCAAAAUUGAGAAAGAUUUUGGCGCAAAUCUGUAAGGAGAUAGAUGGCUUGGCAAGGCAACGGAUACGUGAAGAGUUAGGAUCAAUUGAUCCAUUGAUGGCAAGAGACAUCCAAGCUAUGGAUACCAAUACCCCCACCGCCUUUGGCACUCCUCAAUCUGGAACAUCUCUAGGCGCAUCGGCUCAUGCUCAAGAUAGUUAUCCUUCUGCUGUUCCAAUGACCAACCCAAGCAUAAGUGCGGGGGCACCGAUAGGCUCUAUGCGAGGAUCGAACAAGCUGGGAUCGAUUCAUUCCAGCAAUCCAAACAUGUAUGCUGGCUCAGCUCCCAAUUUACUGACCGCCGGUCAAAGUCCAGCUUUGAAUGCGGGUGGGAAUGUUCAUUAGGGAGAGGUAUAGAUGUAUAGUAACAAAAAUGAACCUUAGUGUACUUUAUAUUAAAUUCGGAAUACGAUCAGUC